This is a messenger RNA of Vitrella brassicaformis, 660 nucleotides long. The record is from the annotation of a GenBank genome assembly. Lineage: Eukaryota; Vitrellaceae.
UCCUUUCACUGCAUUCACGUGCCGCGCUUCGCGCACUCUGUCCAUCCAUCCAUCCACAAUGAUGCAAACGAUCGACAGCAUCAUGCAAACACUCGGCGAGUUGUCCUUCGAGUCGCCUCUCUUGACACGUCAUCCAGCCUCAGGCAGAAAGCAUGGCUCCUAAAAGAGACUCAUCAUGCAGCGACCCCAUACCCACACAGCUGGCUAUGUACAGGACAACUGCCUCGCCUCUCUCGCUCACUCAUUCAUCCGUGGCGAUCUCCACUCAGCCCUCCGACGGGAUCAGCCCUCUCCACGACAGAUCUUGCAUCGCGCUGCCGACGUAGAACUUUGCAUCGGUGCUCGCGCCAGUGCUGCUGCUGCCUCCAUCUAUGUCCUCAGUCCUCUUCCUGCUUCUUGUCUGCAGCCACGCCGCCUUGCCGUCGCUGUGGGGGGGGUGGCACUGGAGGGGCGGCACGUCGCCCUUCUUGCCGUCGGUCGACGUCCUCCGCACCACCUCGGGGGUCACAGAUGAGCUCGGGGUGUCUAGUGAGGCGCCCGGGGCUUUGGAAGCAUUGACAGGAGCGGUGACAGAGGGACGCCGGAUAGUGCGGCGAAGAAGAUACCGCUCCAAGUGCUGCGCCAAUCGAACAUGAAACAUGCCGCUGCAGUGGGAGUUUG